Enhydra lutris kenyoni (northern sea otter) is the source of this 3009-nucleotide messenger RNA. RefSeq names its product inter-alpha-trypsin inhibitor heavy chain family member 4 (gene ITIH4). The coding region runs from base 19 to 2865 and encodes 948 amino acids. The transcript is spliced from 23 exons. The record is from RefSeq and is a predicted model, not a curated record. Gene Ontology annotation, molecular function: serine-type endopeptidase inhibitor activity. NCBI's taxonomy places the organism in Eukaryota, Metazoa, Chordata, Mammalia, Carnivora, Mustelidae. Gene Ontology annotation, biological process: hyaluronan metabolic process.
GCAGGCACCAGAGCCAAAAUGAAGACUUCGGGCCCCGGCUGCACCCGUGGCAUCGCACUGGUGCUGCUCUCGCUGCUGGCUGCCCUCUGCACAACCACCGCCCAAAAGAAUGACAUCGACAUCUACAGCCUCACCGUGGACUCUAAGGUCUCGUCCAGAUUUGCCCACACAGUCAUCACCAGCAGGGUGGUCAACAGGGCCGAUACCGCGCAGGAGGCUACAUUCCAGGUGGAGCUGCCCAAGAGAGCCUUCAUCACCAACUUCUCCAUGAUCAUCGAAGGUGUGACCUACCCAGGCAAUAUCAAGGAGAAGGCUGCAGCCCAGGAGCGGUACAGCCAGGCUGUGGCCAGAGGAGAGAGUGCUGGCCUCGUCAAGGCCACCGGAAGAAAGACGGAGCAGUUCCAGGUGUCGGUCAGUGUGGCUCCCUCUGCCAAGGUCACCUUUGAGCUGGUGUAUGAGGAGCUGCUCAAGCGGCAUCUGGGAGUGUAUGAGCUGCUGCUGAAAGUCCAGCCUCAGCAGCUGGUCAAGCACCUGCAGAUGGACAUUCAUAUCUUCGAGCCUCAAGGUAUCAGCUUUCUGGAGACAGAGAGCACCUUCAUGACCAACGAACUGGUAGACGCCCUCACCGUCUCACAGAACAAGACCAAGGCUCACAUCCAAUUCAAGCCCACGCUCUCCCAGCAAAAGUCAUCAGGGCAGCAGGACACAGUCCUGAAUGGCAACUUCAUCGUCCGCUACGAUGUGAACAGGACCGUCUCCGGCGGCUCCAUUCAGAUCGAGGGUGGCUACUUUGUGCACUACUUUGCCCCCGAGGGCCUACCCACGAUACCCAAGAAUGUGAUCUUCGUCAUUGACAAAAGCGGCUCCAUGAGGGGCAGGAAGAUCCAGCAGACCCGGGAAGCCUUAAUCAAGAUCCUGGAUGACCUCAGCCCCAACGACCAGUUCAAUCUUGUCAGCUUCAGCGGGGGUGCAGCCCAGUGGAAGCCCUCGCUGGUGCCGGCCUCAGCUGAGAACGUGAACCAGGCCAGGAGCUACGCGACCGGAAUCCAGGCCCAAGGAGGGACCAACAUCAAUGACGCGAUGCUGAUGGCCGUGCAGCUGUUGGACAGUGCCAACCAGCAGGAGCUGCUGCCGGAGGGGAGUGUCUCCCUCAUCAUCCUGCUCACCGAUGGCGACCCCACCAUGGGGGAGACCAACCCUGCAAGGAUCCAGAAGAAUGUGAAGGAAGCUGUAGGUGGCCAGCACAGCAUCUUCUCCCUGGGCUUUGGCUUUGACGUCAGCUAUGCCUUCCUGGAGAAGCUGGCUCUAGACAAUGGCGGCCUGGCUCGGCGCAUCUAUGAGGACUCGGACUCUGCCCUGCAGCUCCAGGACUUCUACCAAGAAGUGGCCAACCCAUUGCUGACAGCAGUGACCUUUGAGUACCCUAGCAACGCCGUGGAGGACGUCUCGCAGGACAACUUCCGACUGCUCUUCAAAGGCUCUGAGAUUGUCGUGGCCGGGAAGAUCAGGGACCAGAGCCCUGAUGUGCUCUCAGCCAAAGUCAAGGGGAAGAUGCACAUGCAGAACAUCACCUUCCAAACGGAGUCCAGUGUGGUGGAGCAGGAGAAGGAGUUCCAGAGCCCCAAGUACAUCUUCCACAGCUUCAUGGAGAGACUCUGGGCAUACCUGACCAUCCAGCAACUGCUGGAGAAAAUGGUUUCAGCGUCCAAUGCUGAGAAGCAGGCCCUCGAGACCCAAGCUCUGAACUUGUCACUCCACUACUGCUUUGUCACUCCUCUCACAUCUAUGGUGGUCACCAAACCUGAAGGCAAAGAACAGUCUGAAGUUGCUGAGAAGCCUAUGGAAACCGAAAACAAACACAAGAACUUCCACUCAGAUUAUCCACUCUCUAGAUUUCCUACUACAGGAUACAGAAGGUCCAGAAUAACAGCUGGAACUACCAGGAAAAGACCUAGUGACCUAGGGAGAGCCGGACCACCAGGACCUCCUGACGUGCCUCAUUAUUAUCCACUCUACCAGAUUGCUGGAGAAUCACUGCUACCGGACACGUUGUUAGCCCCCUCCAUUCCUGAUGGAGCAUUCCGGAGUGUGGAUUUAAGAGCCAGAGAUACCUUCCUGGCCAGACUCCCUGCAGUAGCUUCUGGCCCUGUGACAGGGAGACUCUGGGAGAGGAAAGCCUCGGGUCGCUCUACAGACUUACCACAGCCACCCAAGACAACCUCAUUCCCAGGAACCAUAGCUGCUGUCCCAGCCCCCAUCCAGGCACCGCCUGUCAUCCUGACGCUGCCCGGACAGAGUGUGGACCGUCUCUGUGUGGACAUCAAGCACUCUCAGGGGCCGAUGAACCUGCUCUCAGACCCUGAGCAAGGGAUUGAGGUGACUGCCCAGUACAAGACAGAAAAGGCCCAGUUCUCGUGGAUCAAGGUGACCUUCAAGAACCCCGAGCUGCAGGUUUGUGCCUUCUCUGAGCACGUGGUGGUGACCCGGAAUCGAAGAAACUCUGCCUACAAGUGGAAGGAGACGCUGUUCUCAGUGAUACCUGGCCUCAAGAUGACCAUGGACAAGGCGGGGCUCCUGCUUCUCAGCAGCCCAGACAGAGUGACCAUCGGCCUGCUACCCUGGGAUGGCCCUGGGGAGGGGCUCCGGCUUCUUCUGCGGGAUACAGACCGCUUCUCCAGCCGUGUUGGCGGGGUCCUCGGCCAGUUUUACCAGGACGUGGUCUGGGGGCCGCCAGCAGCGGCCAGGGACAGCCAGAGAACACUGACAGUUGGCGACCUUGAGUACACCGCCACCAGAUUGCUCAAACUGGAUUACCAAGAGGGGUCCCCAGGAACAGAGAUUUCCUGCUGGUCUGUGGAGCUGUAGUUAUGGAGGGGUCAAGCGUACCCCCCCAAUCCCCGCAGAGGUGUACAGAGGACAGCCACCCUGUGACCGGAGGGUGGCCUGUGGGGCCUGGGCUACGAUGGGGAGGAUAUUUUUGACUCAUUACAAAUAAACACCGGGCCAUAA